AUGUGCCCGAUGCUUCUCAACCACCUCUCUGAUGGACCUGCCAUGGUCCUCUCCCCUACCCAACAACACGCCUUUGUUCAGUACCCUCGCCAUUUUGACUCGGUGCCUGGCACGAAUUCGAGCUCCUUUUUCGCGAAUGGCUUCGCUUCUCCCACCUCUUCGGGAGUAAGCCCGGUAGUGAACAAGCUGGCGACGCCCGGUCCUAUUGCUGGAAAGCCGUCCCGCAAGAGAUCGCGCGAUGAAGCCUCCUUUGAAGAAGCUAUGAAUGCCCCCAUUGCUCCUGUGCAAGCUGCACCCGUUCCUCCCCCGAAGAAGGAAGAGCCCAUCUACGGAGAAGGCAUGGUUCUUCUCAACCCGCAAACGGGAUUGGCCUUGUCCGCGGAAAGCCAGACUGGCACCUGGUACGAAGAGGUCUCCGAGACCCCCGCUGCUUCCCAACCUCAAGCGGCCAGCUCAUCCGGCGUUGCCGGCCGUAAGUCGCAGCGCCUCGACCCUGCCGCCCCCAGUUACGAUGAUAUCGCACUUUCAUCGAUGCAGCGCCAGCAAGACGCGUCUGGCGAUGAUAACCGCCGCCAUCUCAAUGCUACCAACGGCUCGAAUCCGUUUACAUCUGGAGAGCCAUUGGUUGAUGACGCCACUCGCCUUUUGGGUAUCAGCUGGCAGCGCAUUGGCAUGGACGACAACGAUAUGGCUGCUGCGGUGCGCGGCUGGAAGAAAUACAUCGACCGACAGUUUUCCGGCUAUCUUUCCGACUGCGAAAUUCUCAUGAAGAACCGAGCUCUCAACGCCUACCUCGUCACUGCACGCCCUGUCACACCCUUUGGGCUUGCUGCCUCUCCUGCUUUCUAUCUCUUCAACGAUGACCUUACCCAGGGUCAGCUCGUGAGCUCUAGCUGGGAAAACGCGGUGCAAAACCUUCGAUCCACUCCUAUUAUCUUCGAGGGUGCCCAGGUCUUGAAUGCCUCGUCUCGCCCCAUGACCCCGGGCCAAGACAACGUGCUGGGAUCCAAUCCCGCCGACUCAGGACUUCCUCUAUUGCAAACCCUCAGUGCUCAGCCAGUCGGUGGCGGGUGCGCCGGAUUGAACACUGGCGUGGCAAUGGGUACUGGGAUGGAGAUUGACGCGUAA
Messenger RNA from Aspergillus affinis, 1128 nucleotides. RefSeq lists its product as uncharacterized. The record is from RefSeq and is a predicted model, not a curated record. NCBI's taxonomy places the organism in Eukaryota, Fungi, Ascomycota, Eurotiomycetes, Eurotiales, Aspergillaceae. Gene Ontology annotation, biological process: regulation of DNA-templated transcription. Gene Ontology annotation, molecular function: DNA binding. The transcript has a single exon. Bases 1 to 1128 code for a protein of 375 amino acids.